AUGCACACGGAGUUCCCAACCACUUGCAAGCACGUGCUCAAGUCUGUCAGCAGCCAGACACAUACUUGGCCUGGGCUUCACCGGAUCGUGCCAUUAAUCUAUGGCAUCAAGCGCCAACUUCACGCCAGUCAAGAAUCCCAGCUCGACAGCCCUUUGGAAGCUCUACCUGCAGAGGUUUUGCAGGAGAUCUUCGACUAUGCUGCUAACGUCGACCUUGCCGUGGUUUCUCGACAGAUGGCAUCAAAGUUGUCCAAGAGUCGACACUUACAAAUCGAGUUGACCUCUCGUCUUCUUGUGCCUGUGCUUAACAGGAAUGGUACCGCGAGUAGUGCAGAUCUUGCUGCAGCGACUCGACUUCUCAAUAGUCGUUUCAUGACGUGGGACUUCUUCAAGAACUGGUUGAAGACCUAUAGCACCAAUUUGUCGCCAAUAUCUCUGACAGACAGUGAUUCAUACUGGCAGAGAGUCUGGGCUGCACUAUACCCAGAGCCAGAGCUUCUACCGCCAAAGAAACUCUUCUUGCGACCAUUCACGGAACCAAAGUUGGCCUUCUUGAGAACUGUCGCCCAGAAUAUCACUGAUCUGCAUGCGCUGGAUGCUGCCUAUGGUGAACAUGCACAAGAAGGUCUGACCCAAGCUGUCACUGACGGCAACGCUCAAUUCGUGUCUUUCUUACUCGGCAUGGGCGGGUAG
Molecule: messenger RNA, 693 nt
Organism: Pseudocercospora fijiensis CIRAD86
Lineage: Eukaryota; Fungi; Ascomycota; Dothideomycetes; Mycosphaerellales; Mycosphaerellaceae
Exons: 4
Coding region: 1-693 (230 amino acids)
Source: RefSeq, a predicted model, not a curated record